UCAUUCCAAAAUGGCAUCAUUUCCUGCGGCGGCAACACGGUGCGGGCGUUCGCUCCGACCGUUACUGUUAAUACAAAACAUUAUUUUUGUAUUUAGAUAGAAAACAGAUUUAUAUUUUGUUUUUGGUGUCAUAAGAAGAAGCACAUUUUAUAAAAUGGGAAAACCAGAUUUUAAGAGUCCACGUGGAGGUGGUAGAGGUGGUGGCCCACGCGGCGGACGAGGCGGCGGAGGCCGAGGGGGCUUCGGAGGAAGAGGAGGCGGUGGAGGAGGGAAGUUUGAAAAGAGGGGUGGGGGAGGAGGGAGAGGCUUCGGAGGCAGGGGUGGAGGUCGCGGUCGGGGCGGAGGCCGAGGCGGCGGGGGCGGAGGUUUCAAGGGCGGGAAACAAGUCAUUAUUGAACCUCACAGACAUCCCGGCGUAUUCAUAGCAAGAGGUAAAGAAGACGCCCUCGUCACUAAGAACCUUGUGCCGGGCUCUGAGGUGUAUGGGGAGAAGAGGAUUUCUGUUGAAAACGAAGGAGAGAAAAUUGAAUACAGAGUAUGGAACCCCUUCCGUUCCAAGUUGGCUGCGGCUAUCAUGGGCGGAGUUGAUGCUAUUCACAUGCCUCCAGGGUCGAGGGUGUUGUAUCUCGGAGCUGCCAGUGGAACCACCGUCAGUCACGUAUCAGAUGUUGUAGGGCCCGAAGGUCUAGUGUAUGCCGUAGAGUUCUCACACAGAUCGGGAAGAGAUUUAAUAAAUGUGGCUAAGAAGAGGACUAAUAUUAUACCCAUCAUAGAAGAUGCCAGACAUCCGCUGAAAUACAGAAUGCUAGUUGGCAUGGUCGACACAAUAUUCGCGGACGUCGCUCAACCCGACCAAGCCAGGAUAGUUAGUUUAAACGCACAACACUUCCUCAAGAACGGAGGACAUUUUGUUAUAUCUAUAAAGGCUUCAUGUAUCGACUCCACGGCGCAACCCGAGGCAGUGUUCGCAGCGGAGGUUAAGAAACUGCAAGCGGACAAACUGAAGCCCCAAGAACAGCUGACGUUGGAGCCCUACGAGAGGGACCACGCGGUCGUCGUGGGAGUGUUCAGGCCGCCGAAGAAGCCCUAGGAUUAAUAUACUAUACUGUGACUAUAUUGUAAUGUUUGUUAAUGUUCAGCCGAGAGCUGAUGCUGAAUGACAGUGAGGACGUACAAGGUGAUGUAUGGCUUAGUUGUAAGUUGUAAUAAUAAAGAUAUUUCCGUAAGA
This is a messenger RNA of Danaus plexippus (monarch butterfly), 1228 nucleotides long. RefSeq names its product rRNA 2'-O-methyltransferase fibrillarin (gene Fib). Gene Ontology annotation, biological process: rRNA methylation; box C/D sno(s)RNA 3'-end processing. Gene Ontology annotation, molecular function: RNA binding; rRNA methyltransferase activity; histone H2AQ104 methyltransferase activity. Lineage: Eukaryota; Metazoa; Arthropoda; Insecta; Lepidoptera; Nymphalidae. The transcript is spliced from 8 exons. Gene Ontology annotation, cellular component: small-subunit processome; nucleolus; box C/D methylation guide snoRNP complex. Bases 155 to 1090 code for a protein of 311 amino acids. The record is from RefSeq and is a predicted model, not a curated record.